Molecule: messenger RNA, 1210 nt
Organism: Delphinapterus leucas (beluga whale)
Lineage: Eukaryota; Metazoa; Chordata; Mammalia; Artiodactyla; Monodontidae
Gene: CNPY2
Product: canopy FGF signaling regulator 2
Cellular component (GO): endoplasmic reticulum
Source: RefSeq, a predicted model, not a curated record
AACCAGGGCUUCUCACUGGCUAGCAGCACACCUUUCUUUUUGAAGGUCCGAGCCCACCUAGAUUGGCACGCGCGAGCCUGACCGCCUCCGAGCACCACGUCAGGUUCUGACUCUGCUUCAAGCCACUCCUAUUCUUCGGCUGACCGCCCCCGGUGGUCACGUGGAGCUGCUCGCCACGCAAGUCUGGGUCCUGCGAUCCACCGGGGUCCUUGCCGCCUGGGAGCCGCUCCUACGCUGCCUGUUCGCGCGAGAGUUUGGAGGGGCGGGUUUGGGGUCGGUCUCUAGUGUGGGACUCGAACCGUAGCGCAUCUGAGACCUGCUUAGGCGUCCACUUAGGGCUCGAGGAGCUGGCUCAGGCAGUCGCCGGGGCACCCCGUGUCUGGAAAGCGCAGGAGCGCUCUGGAGACGCCUGGACAGCCCCGCUUUCCCGCAGCCAGGUGCUAGGGUCGGGAGCUAAAGUGAGAGUCCGGCUGUCUUCCAGCGCCUGGGCCACGGCGGCGGCCCUGGGAGCAGAGGUGGAGCAACCCCAUUGCGCUAAAGAUGAAGGGCUGGGGUUUGCUGGCCCUGCUUCUGGGGGCCCUGCUGGGAGCUGUCUGGGCCCGGAGGAGCCAGGAUCUACACUGUGGAGCUUGCAGGGCUCUGGUGGAUGAACUAGAGUGGGAAAUUGCCCAGGUGGAUCCCAAGAAGACCAUUCAGAUGGGCUCUUUCCGAAUCAAUCCAGAUGGCAGCCAGUCAGUGGUGGAGGUGCCUUAUGCUCGCUCAGAGGCCCACCUCACAGAGCUGCUAGAGGAGGUAUGCGACCGGAUGAAGGAGUAUGGGGAACAGAUUGACCCUUCUACCCACCGCAAGAACUACGUACGUGUAGUGGGCCGGAAUGGAGAAUCCAAUGAACUGGACCAACAGGGGAUCCGAAUUGAUUCAGACAUCAGUGGCACCCUCAAGUUCGCAUGUGAGAGCAUUGUGGAGGAAUACGAGGAUGAACUCAUUGAAUUCUUUUCCCGAGAGGCUGACAAUGUUAAAGACAAACUCUGUAGUAAGCGAACAGAUCUAUGUGACCAUGCCCUGCACAUAUCGCAUGAUGAGCUAUGAACCACUGGAGCGGCCCAGACUGACAAGCUUGAUGGAUCACCCCCAGGAGGGGAGAGGGUGGCAAUGCCUUUUAUAUUAUGUUUUUACUGAAAUGAACUGAAAAAAUAUGAAACCAAAAGUA